Molecule: messenger RNA, 1916 nt
Organism: Dendrobium catenatum
Lineage: Eukaryota; Viridiplantae; Streptophyta; Magnoliopsida; Asparagales; Orchidaceae
Product: anthocyanin 3'-O-beta-glucosyltransferase-like
Exons: 1
Coding region: 207-1715 (502 amino acids)
Molecular function (GO): UDP-glycosyltransferase activity
Source: RefSeq, a predicted model, not a curated record
UAGUGAUGGACAGAGAAACAGAUAGAAACUAAAUUAACAAAGCAUUAAGCCUAAGCUAUGCUUGAUUAGUUGUACCCGACUGCUUGUUUCUUUUUUAGUCAUUUUUCAAAAUUUCGCGUAUUUAACUAAUCCCCUCCCCCUAAUAACUCUUUGAGAAACUCCUGAGAGCUUGUAAACGUAUUGCCUUCUCCUUCUUAACGUCAAAGAUGACCACCUCCGCCAUGGUUGCCGCUGAGAAAGAAGAUCACGUGCUCAUCUUCCCUUUCUUAUCCAAAGGCCAUACCAUCCCCCUCCUCCACCUCGCUGCCGCCCUUUCCUCCCGCAACAUCCUCAUCACUCUCUUCACAACUCCGGCCAACGUGCCCUUCUUCCGCCGCUACCUCUCUUCUUCCGGCGCCAACGCCGCCAAAAUCCAGCUUCUGAUCCUACCCUUCCCCAACCACCCCAAUCUCCCCGCCGGCGUCGAGUCCUCCGAUUCCCUACCCUCAUUCUCCCUUUUCCCGACCUUUCUUGGCGCAACCACCUCCCUCCACGACCCCUUCCUCCGCCUUGUCCGCAGCCUCCUCCGCUCCCCAUCCCCUCCCCUCUGCCUCAUCUCCGAUUUCUUCCUAGGCUGGACUCUCACCAUCUGCCGCCGCUUCGGCCUCCCACGCCUCGUAUUCCACGGCAUGUCCACCUUCUCCAUGUCGCUCAUCAAGUCACUCUGGAACAAUAUUCCCAAAGAUGAGCCCUUUUCGGUCCCCGGAGCACCGCCGGAGAUCCAGCUAACCUUAGCCGAUUUACCGGAAGCCGUGAUCAACUCAGUCGAUCCGCCUGAAACGGCGAAUCAGGUUUUAGAGUCGACCGGACCAAUAGACACCGAGAGUUGGGGAGUGAUUGUCAACAGCUUCGCCGAUAUCGAACCGCCGGCAUACGUUCAACUCCUUGAAUCGUUCUACGGACCGGUGGCCGGAGGCCGAGUUUGGCUCGUCGGCCCGCUAAACCUCCUCACCGAAACCGAACCGGUGGAGAAGCCCAGCUCUGAGUCGGAGUGCAUUCGGUGGCUCGACCGGCAGCCCGAUGGAUCGGUCAUCUACGUGGCGUUCGGAACGCAGGUGGAGAUUUCAGAUGAACAGCUGGACGAGGUAGCCCACGGACUGGUUCUGGCCGGGAUCCCAUUCCUAUGGGCCGUGCGGUCGGAAACAUGGCGGCCACCCAAACGUUCUGUAGAUUUGGGGAGGAUAGAAAGAGGGUGGGUUCCACAAAAGCAGGUGUUGAGCCACGUGGCAAUCGGAGGAUUCGUGAGCCACUGCGGCUGGAACUCGGUGCUUGAGGCGGUGUCGGCAGGCGUGGCGUUGCUGACUUGGCCGAUGAUUGCGGAACAAUGGUUGAAUGCGAAGAUGGUGGCGGAGGUGAUCGGCGUUGGGAUAAGGCUCCGAAUCCCGGCGGCGGGAGUGGUGGUUGGAAGGAAGGAAGUGGAAGAAGGGGUGAGAGAGCUAAUGGAAGGGGAGAAGGGGAGGAGGGCUAGGGAGAGGGCGGCUGAGCUGGCGGAGAAAGCUAAGGCUGCAGUGGUGAAGGGAGGGUCGUCUUAUGAGACGCUCGAUAAGCUCCUAGAAGAGCUUAGGAAGGUUCCGACGACUACGGCGGUGAUGGAGGUGGUGGAAGGAGAAGCACAUGUUGAAGGGGAAGUGAAGAUGGUGCAUAGUGAAUGGCGUGAUGGUCUUCAGAUUGCAUGAUGAUCUGCGGCCUCUACACCAUGAAAAUAUGAUUAAAAUAAUAUUAGUGUUCUCCUAUUCUAGUCAAAGCGUUAUAAAAGAUUAUUUGCAAGUGUUUCAGUUCGGAAUAUUAAAUAUUUCCAUGUAUAAAAUGUUGUGGGGUGUAUAAUCGUUAGUUUGUUCGAAGAAGACGAUGCAAGAAGAAAAUUCAAACUCAGAAAA